Drosophila innubila is the source of this 1593-nucleotide messenger RNA. RefSeq names its product cytoplasmic phosphatidylinositol transfer protein 1 (gene rdgBbeta). Gene Ontology annotation, cellular component: cytoplasm. Bases 131 to 967 code for a protein of 278 amino acids. The transcript is spliced from 7 exons. NCBI's taxonomy places the organism in Eukaryota, Metazoa, Arthropoda, Insecta, Diptera, Drosophilidae. Gene Ontology annotation, molecular function: phosphatidylinositol transfer activity; phosphatidylinositol binding. Gene Ontology annotation, biological process: phospholipid transport. The record is from RefSeq and is a predicted model, not a curated record.
UUGCGGUGAUUGAUUUUCAAAAGCAUUAGUUUUUGUUGUUGCUUCAGUUGCGACUUGCUCGUGUGCGUUCUUUGCGUAACGUGAAAUUUAAUUUUUUUAUCAUAAUUUUAUCAAAUUAUCAGUUGACAACAUGGUGUUAAUAAAGGAAUAUCGCGUUUGCAUGCCGCUCACUGUGGAGGAGUACAAAAUUGGUCAGCUGUAUAUGAUUGCGCGCCACAGUCUGGAGCAGUCCGAUGAGGGAGAGGGAGUGGAGGUGAUGGAGAAUAAGCCCUGCGAGGAUCCCGUACAUGGCAAGGGACAGUAUACAGAGAAGCGCAUUCACCUGUCCAGUCGCCUGCCCUAUUGGAUACAAGCGAUAUGCCCACGCGUUUUCUAUGUGACUGAGAAGUCCUGGAAUUAUUAUCCCUACACUUUGACAGAGUACACGUGCUCUUUUAUACCCAAAUUGAAUGUGCUAAUCAAGACGAAAUAUGAAAACAACAGUGGUACAACCGAAAAUUGCCUGGAUCUCAGCGAGGAGGAUUUGAAGGUGCGUACAGUGGACCAUGUGGAUAUUGCCUUCGAUGAGCUCAAUGGAAAGCAUUACAAACGCGAAGAGGAUCCCAAGUUCUUCAAGUCGAUUAAGACAAAUCGGGGUCCACUCAUUGAGGGAUGGCGUGAGACCGACAAACCCAUUAUGUGUUCCUAUAAAGUUGUCAACGGCAGCUUCGAGGUCUGGGGUCUUCAGACUAAAGUGGAGGACUUUAUCCAGCGUGGCAUUCGGGAUAUUCUGUUGCUGGGACAUCGUCAGGCCUUUGCCUGGAUUGAUGAGUGGCACGGCAUGACGCUGGAGGAUGUGCGCUCCUAUGAAAAACAAAAACAGGCAGAGACCAAUGAGAAGGUCCAAUAUAAUGCUAGUCCGUCAGUGAUAAACGAUACUGAUGCUGCCGAUGGUAGCGCCACACCCACAAAAGACGACGAUGCUUAGAAGCAUUAAUAAUCCUAGCAGCUAAAAGUAAACUCUUGUGAAUGUUAUACCAAAUUUAGUCAGCCAAACAAACUAGGCAGACAGUUUGUACCUUUAGCUCUAUAAUAUUAAUGUAAAUGUUAAUGUUAUGGUGCACUAAGCGAUGAGCUUACCAAUUUCUUAAAUCAUAACCAAAUGAAUGUACAUACAUAUACAUAGACACAUAUUGAAAUGCAUUUUAAUGGUCCAAAUAAGCUCAAGAAUCUGAAACUGACACGCAGCUACAGACACAAAUUUAUAUAUAUGUAUAUGUAUAUAUUUAUGAGUACUCGAAACCAAACACAAAUUACUAAUUAGAUAAUUGAACAGUAUGCUAAAUUGUAGUCAAACUUACAUAUAAUGUAACUUGUAUGUUGAGUACAAAUUUCUGUUUAAUUAAUGGUUUUUGUUAACUAUAUUUCUUAUUUAUGCUAUGUAUGGGGCUUUCAUGCUAUUCGAUGUACAAAUAGAAAAGAUAUUUGAUAAAACUCUGUUUUCAAUUGUAAAUUGUCAACUCAUGUUUGCAUGUAUAAAAAAACUUUAAAGACAACUAUUCUCGCAUGUAUGAGCAAUUAAGUUCCAAGUAAAGAUCCGAUUUUAUUGUUAAA